GAAUUACGAGACUGGAGAAUCAAACGGUCCGGAAAUUUUAAAAAAUCAAAUUAAAAACUAAAAUAAAUGCUCAAACCCAUCAACAAAAUAAUACUUUUAAAUUCGUAGCUCUUUUCCAUUCACACAAACAGAGAGCUUUAUUGAGUGGUUCCUCUCGCAUUGAAGGCAUCGCCGUCGCCAUCGCUGUCGGGCUUUACAAGCUUCUGGGGCUUUCUCUGCAGAUCGCUUUGAAUAUAAACUCUAGUUUUGAUCCUCAGAACCCAAGAAGAAAGGGAAAAACAUGUCAAAUUUGGGUCUCAUAAAUGGGUUAUUGUUGCUGAUGCUCUUAAAGCCAACAGGUAUAGGAGCUGCUGCUGCUUUUGCUAAUUCUUAUAGCAGAUACGAUUUUCCACCUGCGUUUGUUUUUGGAUCUGGCACCACUGCUUAUCAGGUUGAAGGAGCUGCUAAGCAAGAUGGCAGGACACCAAGCAUUUGGGAUACCUAUGCUCAUUCUGGAGAUGGACCUGGAGGAGACGGUGACAUAGCAUGUGAUCAAUAUCACAAAUAUAAGGAAGAUGUGAAAUUGAUGGUGGAUGUUGGACUUGAUGCUUAUAGAUUUUCCAUCUCAUGGUCGAGACUUAUUCCAAAUGGAAGAGGAGCCAUAAAUCCAAAGGGGUUAGAAUACUACAACAAUCUCAUCAAUGAACUCAUCACCCAUGGAAUUCAACCCCAUGUAACAUUGCAUAACUUUGAUCUUCCACAAGCACUUGAAGAUGAGUAUGGCGGAUGGGUUAGUCCGAAGAUUAUAGAAGAUUUCAAAGCAUACGCAGAGGUAUGUUUUAGAGAAUUUGGAGAUAGGGUGUUGCAUUGGUCAACUAUAAACGAGGCUAAUGUGUUUGCGUUGGGAGGAUACGACUUAGGAUUUCUACCACCUCAACGAUGCUCGCCUCCAUUUGGAAUCAGAAAUUGUUCUAAAGGAAACUCAUCAACUGAGCCUUAUUUGGUUGUGCAUCAUUGUCUAUUGGCACACGCAUCUGCUUCAAGUUUGUAUAAAAAUAACUACAAGGACAAACAACAUGGUUUCGUAGGGAUCAGCAUCUAUAUGUUUCGAUUCGUUCCUUUCACGGAAUCAAAAGAAGACGCAAAGGCUGUUGAAAGAGCCUACGAGUUUCUUGUUAAUUGGGUGCUUCAUCCAUUAGUGUUUGGAGAGUAUCCUAAUUUGAUGAAGAAAAAUGUAGGGUCAAAAAUGCCAAUUUUCAGUGAUGAUGCGAGCAGUCUAGUGAAGGGGUCUGCUGAUUUCAUAGGGAUCAUUCAUUAUCAGAAUUGGCAUAUCAAAGAUGAUCCUUAUAGCUUCAUGAUGGAAACUAGAGACCUUGGAGCUGAUAUGGGAGCAAAAGCAAUCAUGUUACAUGAAAAUGUCACGACACCCGAGAGCCUCCAAAUGGUAAUAGAGUACUUGAAGCAAGUUUAUGGCAAUCCUCCAACUUACGUCUAUGAAAAUGGUCUUCCAAUGAAGAGAAAUUCAUGGUUAAAUGAUGAGCCAAGAGUGGAAUACAUGCAUGCCUACAUUGGUGCUGUUCUUGAUGCUUUGAGGAAUGGAUCAAACGUAAAAGGCUACUUCAGUUGGUCAUUUCUUGACGUAUUUGAGUUACUGGAUGGAUAUGAUUCAAGUUAUGGAUUGUUCUACGUAGAUUUCGAUGAUCCAAAUUUGAAACGAUAUUCUAAAUUCUCGGCUCAAUGGUUCUCCAACUUUUUGAAAGGGAAAGGGAAAGGGAAGGUUGCCCAUUCAAAUGGGGUUUUGGAGCUCAAGAACAAUCAAACCACCUUGCCUUCUUCAUCAUACUCAUCAUAUAAACUUUUAGAAUAAAUAUACAAAUGUUCGAAUCCUUUUUGUAUUAUAUUAUUUGUCGUAUGGUAUUAUAAUGUAAAAUGAAUAAAUGUAUGAACAAAUUUGAAUGUUACUCGCAGUUGUUUACGGUAUGA
Cucurbita pepo subsp. pepo (vegetable marrow) is the source of this 1962-nucleotide messenger RNA. Lineage: Eukaryota; Viridiplantae; Streptophyta; Magnoliopsida; Cucurbitales; Cucurbitaceae. The record is from RefSeq and is a predicted model, not a curated record.